This is a messenger RNA of Penicillium mononematosum, 1050 nucleotides long. RefSeq lists its product as uncharacterized. Gene Ontology annotation, molecular function: glycosyltransferase activity. The transcript has 5 exons. Bases 1 to 1050 code for a protein of 349 amino acids. NCBI's taxonomy places the organism in Eukaryota, Fungi, Ascomycota, Eurotiomycetes, Eurotiales, Aspergillaceae. The record is from RefSeq and is a predicted model, not a curated record.
AUGUUGAGCAGGACCACAUCCCAGAAACUAUUUCGCGCCAUCUUUGUGGGGGUAGCUACCUGUUUAGGAGUUGCGACGUUACUGGAACUUCGAACAACGAACUCUUUCGGCGAUUGUGAUCAUGGCCUUGCUGUUGCCGGGAAGCAAGUCAACUGGUCGCGAUUUGCAUACAUCCAAUAUGCCACCGACCGGUCUUAUUUAUGCAACUCGGUCAUGCUGUUUGAGACCCUCCACCGGCUUAAAAGCAAAGCUGAUCGCAUGUUGAUGUACCCCUCCGAGUGGUCUGUAUCUGAGGAUGGUGAUUCGAGUGAGAGCCGCAUGCUUCGCUAUGCACGAGACCAUUACGGAGUUAAGCUCAAGCCAAUCGAGAUACAGAUGAGGCCUGGGAGUGAUGUGGGAUGGUCAAAGAGCUACACAAAACUACUUGUGUUUAACCUAACGGAAUAUGACCGGGUCCUUCACUUGGAUUCAGACGCAACCGUUCUGCAGACCAUGGACGAGUUAUUCCUAGCGCCGUCCAGCCCCGUUGCCAUGCCCUCGGCCUACUGGAAAAAUCCGAUAAAGGGUAUUUUCACCUCUGCGGUCAUGCUCGUCGAACCGUCUACAGCUGCCUUCAAUCGCACGAUGGAUUCAAUUUCCAGUGCCAACUCUAGCAACUUUGAUAUGGAGAUUAUGAACAACUUGUACAAGGAUACUGCACUCACUAUACCGCAUCGGCCGUAUAUUCUUCUGGCUGGGGAAUUCCGCUCCAAGAAACACCGGGCAUAUCUAGGGAAUUCAAGAGAAAAAUGGGAUGCCGAGAAUAUCUUCAAAGAGGUUAAAUAUUUGCAUUUCUCCGACUGGCCUGUGCCUAAGCCAUGGAUUAAAGCUCUCCCAGGUUUGAUUGAAGAAUCACAGCCUCCCUGCGAGUUGAAUCCGGCAACUGGUUAUGAAGAUGACUGUCGCGUCAAAAACCUUUGGUUGGGAAUUUACGAGGACUUCAGGAUCAGACGAGAGAAUAUAUGUGACACUGCUGCAAGAUAUGGUAGCUACCAUAGAGGACUCUUGUAG